UUAUAAAAUUUCUCAGCACACACAAGCUGGGAAAAGAGGUCGAACGAAAAGCAGAUUCCGGCCGUUUCGUCUCGAAAACUCCACAGAAAGAAGAGGGUUCUUAAGAAUAAAGCUUGCCAUUAGCUUCGACGAGAAGGAUCUCAGAGUUCAAUUCUUCAAACACAUUGCUGAUCUUUCUGGAAAAACCAAUUUGACUCCUUGGUUUCACUGUUAUAAGUGGAGGGAAACAUGCUGGGAACAGUUUAGCAAUUCAGUGCCAGUAUAUCAUGUUGAUGAUGCAUUUCAGAAAGGGUUUGUUAAACAUACAAGUGGUACUCAGCAGCAAUUUGAGUCCACACAUUCUCCACUAGCUGCUGCUCUGAGGGAUGUAAUUAAUUCAGCAUCAAUGAUCACUCGAACCUUAAGUGGAGAAUUAGCUGAAGGCCUAUGUAAACUGAUGGCGUUUGCAGCUGCAGGUGCUAGCUCAAAAGGACCGAAUUCCUUGACAACACAGUUGAGCAAUGGUCCACUUUCUAGUGUACAUGAAAUGGCAGAAUCACCGGUUGAUCCUAUUAAGGAAUUAUCAAGGUUGAUCGCUGAGCGCAAAUUUGAGGAAGCAUUUACAGGAGCCCUCCACAGAAGUGAUGUUUCCAUAGUUUCUUGGUUGUGUUCUCAGGUUGAUUUACCAGGAAUCAUGUCACUGGUGCCACUGCCAUUAAGCCAAGGAGUUGUACUGGCUCUUCUCCAACAAUUGGCAUGCGACAUAAACAAUGACAUGUCGAGAAAGUUGGCAUGGAUGACAGAUGUGGCUGUGGCCAUAAAUCCAACGGAUCCCUUGAUUGCAUUGCAUGUCCGGCCAAUCUUUGAAAAAGUUUACCAAACACUUGAAUAUCAUCGCAAUCAAUCUACCACUUCAGCUUCAGAUAUCAACAACAUUCGCCUUCUUAUGCACUUAAUCAACUCUGUGUUAAUGAGCUGUAAAUGACUGUUUAGACUCGUCUAGUAUUUGUUAGUGCAACUUUGUUGUAUAGCAAGAAAUCUAGGAAGCUCGCUUGGGACAUCUUUGUACUUUUAUGAUUUGUGUUGUAUAAAAAUAGUUUGUAACAAAAUCCGUCAUCCAUUUCAAAUUCAUAGCUACAUCUAGAAGGGAAAAUGUUAGUAGCUAUAAUAAUUUUUUCCUCUUACAAGGAUUUUUGUACUAUUGGUUGUUCG
Cannabis sativa is the source of this 1191-nucleotide messenger RNA. RefSeq names its product enhancer of mRNA-decapping protein 4-like. Gene Ontology annotation, cellular component: P-body. Bases 386 to 964 code for a protein of 192 amino acids. The record is from RefSeq and is a predicted model, not a curated record. NCBI's taxonomy places the organism in Eukaryota, Viridiplantae, Streptophyta, Magnoliopsida, Rosales, Cannabaceae. The transcript is spliced from 3 exons. Gene Ontology annotation, biological process: deadenylation-independent decapping of nuclear-transcribed mRNA.